Molecule: messenger RNA, 5311 nt
Organism: Trichosurus vulpecula (common brushtail)
Lineage: Eukaryota; Metazoa; Chordata; Mammalia; Diprotodontia; Phalangeridae
Gene: TUBGCP6
Product: tubulin gamma complex associated protein 6
Exons: 26
Coding region: 186-5222 (1678 amino acids)
Biological process (GO): microtubule nucleation; mitotic cell cycle; cytoplasmic microtubule organization
Cellular component (GO): spindle pole; equatorial microtubule organizing center; gamma-tubulin complex
Molecular function (GO): gamma-tubulin binding; microtubule minus-end binding
Source: RefSeq, a predicted model, not a curated record
CACCCCCGCGAGCGGACCAACCCCUCCCCGCCAGCCCCACCCCGUCGGUCAUUUCACUCAUUCAGUGGUUUGCUGGUUCCCCCUCGGGCGAUGCUACGUAGAACAUAGAGUUGAUGGCAGUCUUCUCUCACCCGUGACUUGCUCCGCACCUGAGAGAGUGCUUCGCCCGCUUACCGCCUGUGGAGAUGGCCAGUAUAACCCAGCUGUUCAAUGAACUAUGUGAGGCCCACCUGGGGCACGUGCCUUGGAAGGUCCACCCUGGCAGGCAUGGUGCCAGCAUGCGGAGGGCCAAGCAAGGCCUGAAAAGGGCAGUCUAUGAUUCCCUCUUUGUGGACCUCUUUCAGGAUGAGGGCCACAAGCCACCGUCAGCUGGGACCCAGCUUCCUGUGAAGAACAAAAUCCUCAUGUUGUCCUUCAGCUUGCGGGUUGGGGGCCUGGGUCGGGACGCUGACAGGCUGGAGGAGCUGGUGGAGGGCUUAGAGGCGUCCCCUGCCCUCGGCCUGCCGCUGGCCGACGUCAGGGCCGUGCUGGACCUCCUGGUACACCUGGCGGGGAGUGGCCCACCGCUGCUCCUCCCUCCCAAGAAAGAUUAUUUCCUGAACAACAAGCAUGUGGGCAGAAACGUCCAGUAUCAGGGGUAUGAUUACUAUGAUGUGAGCGUGUUUGAGGCUGAUGCACGCUUCCUCAUUGCCAGCGAAGAGCGGCAGUGCCGGGACAUGAUUCAGAAGACACUGCAGGUGAUGGAGGCUGCACCAGGCACUGGCCUGCCCUCCAUCGGGCUGUUUGCCCAGAACUACCCUGGUGUGGACCGGUUUGAGAGAGAGACCCGCGGCUCACUGUUUGGGGCCCUGGUGCACAGCCGCACCUAUGACAUGGACAUCAAGCUGGACCUGCCGCCCGUUCCAGACAGUGCUGACUUGUCAGGCCUCGCCAUCCAAGUUCCUCAGAGCAUUGAUCAAUCAGAAGAUGAAGGGUUCCAGUCGGCAUCGAAUCUGACGCCUGACUCCCAGUCAGAGCCCAGCAUGACCCCGGACAUCGACCUCUGGGAUGCCGCUCUCACCUACGAGCCCAGCAAACGCCGAUGCUGGGAGAGGAUUGGCUGCCCACCUGGGAAUAAAGAGGAGCCGUACCUCACGGAGGCCGGGAGGGAAGCCUUCGACAUGUUUUACCGCCUCCGGGAAGGGGAGCUGCAGCUUCUGCACAGCGGCCUGUUCCAGCUGCCCCCCCUGUUCCUGAUGAAGGAGAGGGAGCUGGUCAAGGACGUCCUGAACGUCCUCAUCGGGGUCGUCUCGGCCACCUUUUCCCUCAGUCAGGCCAGCCAGGUGUUCGAGGUAAAGCAGGGCAUCUACGUGUCAGGAACGUCCCCACAGAACGUGGGCAGCCUUCUGUCCGAGAUGGCCGAGUAUGGCACGCACUACACCCGCCUCAGUCGCUUCUCCCUGCAGCCGGUUCUGGAUUCCUGCUACAGCAAGGGCCUCGUGUUCCAGGCUUUUACAAGCGGCUUACGGAAGUACCUGCAGUAUUACCGAGCAUGCGUGCUCUCCACACCACCAACCUUGAGCCUGCUGACCAUCAGCUUCCUUUUCAAGAAGCUGGGGCGCCAGUUAAGGUAUCUGGCCGAGCUCUGUGGUGUGGGCACUACCGUUCCUGGGCUCAGCGAGGGAGGGGCCCAGUCCUCUUUCCCGACGGGAGUGAAGCUGCUAUCCUACCUCUACCAAGAAGCCUUAGAUAACUGCAGCAAUGAACAUUAUCCUGUCCUGCUAUCACUGUUGAAGGCCAGCUGUGAGCCAUACACCAGGUUUAUCCAUGACUGGGUGUACAGUGGCGUGUUCCGUGAUGUCUAUGGCGAGUUCAUGAUCCAAGUAAACGAAGAGUACCUCAGCUGCCGUGAUAAGUUUUACUGGACGCAUGGCUACGUGCUCAUUUCCAAGGAAGUGGAGGACUGCGUCCCUGUGUUCCUCAAGCACGUUGCCAAUGAUGUCUACAUCUGCGGGAAGACCAUCAACCUGCUGAAGCUGUGCUGUCCCCAGCAUUAUAUCUGUUGGUCCGAUGUCCCUGUGCCCCGCAUCUCGGUCAUCUUCUCCCUGGAGGAGCUGAAGGAGAUUGAGAAGGACUGCGCUGUGUAUGUAGGGCGCAUGGAGAGGCUGGCCCGCCAUAGCGCUGUGAGCAAGGAGGAGAAGAAAUUGCGGAUGGAGAUCGCCAAGCAAGAAUUAAUUGUCCAUGCCCGGGACAUGGCCUCCCGGGUGUUGAAGGCUUUGAAUGACCGACACAUAUCUGAAAGGAUGGCCUUGGACGCCAAGAAACGAGAGCAGUUCCAGAAACUCAAAGAGCAGUUUCUGAAGGAUCAGGAGCGCCGCCUGGCAGCCAAGCAGGAGGAGAUCGAUGAUGACUUCAGCUACGCCCGUGAGCUGCGUGAGAGAGAGAAGAGACUGAAAGCGCUGGAGGAAGAAUUGGAGCGCAGGGCCAGGCAGGACCUGAUUGACCAUUACAGCAAGUUGUCCGAGGAGGCUGCUCGCCGUGAGCAGCGGGCUCUCUGGAAGAUACAGAGGCAUAAGCUCGAGACGGCCCGCCUCAACUUUCUCUUGGAAGACCAGAAACGCACGCAGGAGAUGCUUCAAAAUGUCUCUGAAGGAAAGUACAGGGAGAAACUUGACAUUCUUCCCAGUGUCCAUCCCCCUGGACAAGCAGGCACCUCAGGAGGAGAACCUGGGGCCCAGGCAGGGCAGUGCUCGGAGAACAGUGGUGAGCAGGGAGAUUCCGGGGGGUCUUUGGAGGGUGCGUGGAUGUCAGAGCAGAUGGAGCCUGAGAAGGCUGGUACAGAUGGCUGUUCCCUGGAGCCAAGGAUGGAGAAGCUGGAGCAGGCAGACGGGCCUGCACCUCUCCCCGGGUCCAACCUGGACAUGAAUGAUUUCUUGCCCAGGCCUCUGCCUGAGGAUCAGCCUGCUGCUUCUGGCUCCCCAGCCUUGUUGGAGGCAGCGCUGCAGACCAUCUCCUUGGACCUGCCCCCCGCAGCCCCCAGUGGGGCUGUGGAGCAAGAGGGCAGCCAGCAGCAGCAGCUGUAUGACUUCACCACGAUCCUCCGCCCCUUGGCUGCAACCACAGCCCCUGCUCCAUGCCGAGAGCUCGAGGCUGGAGCACCCCCAGUACCCAGGGACACACGCCACAGGCCCCGAUGGGGCCUUCACGGCCAUGCCUCAGACUCCAGCAUCCAACUGGGAGAGUCCAUCCCUGAGCCUGAGGCCCCACAGCCACGUCCCAGCACCUCGAGCAGCCGAGCUCGUUGGGACAUCCACAGCCACGUCUCUGCCUCCCACAUCAAGAUGGGCGAGUGUGGCACUGAUGUGGAGCUGCCCCUGCCCCGGGGGAGUGUCCAUGGUCAUGUGUCAGACAGCAGCAUCCCCCUUGGAGCCUACGUUUCAGAGGUGGUCUCUUCUCGGCCCCGCUGGAACCUACAUGGCCACGCCUCACAGUCCCACAUGAAGCUGGGUGACCUCACCAUGGAUGCUGAAGCCCCCCGGCCACGGGGCAGUACCUUUGGCCAUGCCUCAAAGUCCAGCCUUCAGCUGGGUCAGAGCGAGCCUCCCCCUGCCCCCAAGCCCCUGUCCAGGCACACGACUCCCACUGCUGCCACCUCUACCAUGCAGUGGUUUCUGUACAAUAGGGAGCUGGGCUGCCCGGGGCCAGACCAGCCUCCUCAGGGGCAUGAGCUGCCCCCACCCCUUUCCUCGGCAGGCAGAGCCCCUGCCCUGGCUGCUGAAGGCAAAGAAGAGCCAGGCCAGGAGCUCGUCCCAAAGAAGAUAGAUGAACCAGGAGAGAGGCUGGCUACUGGUCCAGGGGAGAGGCCCGUUGGGCCAGAGGAGAGGCCGGCCAUCGGUUCAGUCUUAAGCGAUGACAGCGAGGACUUCUCCCCAAACCAGCCUCCUGAGCUGCAGAUAGAAGCAGAAGCCCCAACUGCAGCCCCCAGCCCUGAGGAGGCAAAAGAUGUAGCCAAAGACAGCGCCCGAGAACAGGCCUACUUGAAAGCCUUGUCUGACCAGUACUGCCUUGAGAGAUACCAAGACAGCUACAGCCUGAUGUCCGAGCCUCCAGUCUCCCAUCUCAUGCGCCACAUCAUUCCCAGACCCUUCUCCUUCCCCUUGGAUCCCCAAGGGCCAUUGGCAGCUGAUGAGACCUCGGUUCAACUGAGCGAGCUCCUGACCCUGCCUGUGCUCAUGAAGCAUUCCAUCACGGCCCCGCUGGUUUCUCAUGUGUCCCUGGUGAACAAGGCUGUUGUUGACUACUACUUCGUGGAGCUUGGCCUGGAGAAGCACUUUGAGGCCUUGAGGCAUUUUCUGCUCAUGGAGGACGGGGAGUUUGCGCAGUCUCUCAGUGACCUGCUCUUCGAGAAGCUGGGCUCGGGGCAGAGCCCUGGAGAGUUCCUGAACCCCCUGGUGCUCAACUCCUUCCUCACCAAAGCCCUGCAGUACAGCCUCCAUGGGGACACGAAGCUGGCCACCAACCUCUCCUUCGCCCUCAAGUACAUGCCAGACAUGCUCAGCGCCAAUGCCCCCGACGCCCUGAGCUGCCUCGAGCUGCGCUACAAGGUUGACUGGCCCCUCAACAUUGUCAUCACGGAAAGCUGCCUGAACAAAUACAACAAGAUCUUCUCCUUCCUGCUACAGCUGAAGCACAUGAUGUGGACCCUGAAGGAUGUGUGCUUCCACCUGAAGCGCACAGCGUUAGUGAACCAUGCAGCCGGUUCGGUCCAGUUCCGCCAGCUCCAGCUCUUCAAGCAUGAGAUGCAGCAUUUUGUGAAGGUGAUCCAGGGCUACAUCGCCAACCAGAUCCUGCAUGUCACAUGGCGAGAGUUUGGGAACAAGCUGUCGGCUGUGAGCGACCUCGAGGAGAUUCACCGCACUCACGCCGAGUACCUCAACAAAGCCAUCUUCAGGGGGCUGCUAACCGAGAAGGCUGCCCCUGUGAUGAACGUCAUCCACAGCAUCUUCAGCCUCAUCCUGAAGUUCCGUACUCAGCUUAUCUCCCAGGCCUGGACCUGUGACAGCAGCCGGCAGGUGGCCGUGCACCCCAACUUUGCCCUCAUGCAGCAGUCCUACAGCACCUUCAAGUACUACUCUCACUUUCUUUUCAAAGUGGUCACCAAGCUGGUGAACCGAGGCUACCAGCCCCAUCUGGAAGACUUCCUCCUGCGGAUUAACUUCAACAACUAUUACAGAGACACAUGAGCUGCAGCCUGUAAGGAUGCCACAUGAUAGAAUGCACUUGCCCUCUCUGUAAAUAGCCGCUGUGUAAUAAAGGGUCCUGGGGAGCAGGA